Molecule: messenger RNA, 882 nt
Organism: Fulvia fulva
Lineage: Eukaryota; Fungi; Ascomycota; Dothideomycetes; Mycosphaerellales; Mycosphaerellaceae
Exons: 2
Coding region: 1-882 (293 amino acids)
Source: RefSeq, a predicted model, not a curated record
AUGGCUACGACUUCCUGCGUGGCCGAAGCUAACCAGGCCUGUCCUCCUCACCCAUUCUCGCAGAACCGCUUCGAGACUCGGGACGAUGUGAUAGCAGCGUGUUCCUCAUUGUUAGACCCUCUGGAGUCCGGCUUCUCACCAGAAUGUGCACUUGUGCGCGUGGGCUCCACCGGCACCAGAUCUCAAAUCGAAGGAUUUGCUCGACCACUAUGGGGCCUUGCUCCACUCCUCGCUGGUGGUACUGACUACAAGAACGCCCAUCUCUUCAUCAAGGGCCUGGCUUCCGGCACGAACCCAGAGGGACCAGAGUUUUGGGGCGCUAUGCAAGACCUCGAUCAGCGUAUGGUCGAGUCCUGCCCCAUCGGAUGGACCCUAGCAAUCGCGGGCAAGCACUUCUGGGAUCCACUGACUGAGCAGGAGAAAACGAAUGUUUCCAAGUGGAUCGGGUCGAUGAACGACAAGGAGAUGCCAAACACCAAUUGGUUAUGGUUUCGAGUAUUCGCCAAUCUGGGGUUGAAGGCCAACAACGCCCACUAUUCACACAACCAGAUUGAAGCAGAUAUGGAUCAUCUUGACACAUUCCAUCGUGGAGAUGGCUGGUCCAACGAUGGCCCGGAAGGCUAUACUCAGAUGGACUAUUACUCCGGCUCCUUUGCCAUCCAGUAUCUGCAGCUGCUAUACUCGAAACUGGCUGCAGACUUUGAUCAAGCUCGAGCGAGUGAGUAUCGCAAACGAGCGAGGUCAUACGCGCUCGACUUCGUGCAUUAUCAAGCGCCUGAGGGCCAUAGUAUUCCGUUCGGUCGCAGUUUGACCUAUCGCUUCGCAACAAUUGCAUUUUGGACGCUUUUGCAUACGCUGAUGUCGAGCCUCCUGCGCCUCUGA